This is a messenger RNA of Dermochelys coriacea (leatherback sea turtle), 1837 nucleotides long. Its product is annotated as sororin-B. NCBI's taxonomy places the organism in Eukaryota, Metazoa, Chordata, Testudines, Dermochelyidae. The record is from RefSeq and is a predicted model, not a curated record. The transcript has 8 exons. The coding region runs from base 597 to 1751 and encodes 384 amino acids.
AUUUGCAAAAAGAACAGGAGUAUUUAUGGCACCUUAGAGACUAACAAAUUUAUUUGAGCAUAAGCUUUCGUGAGCUACAGCUCACUUCAUCGGAUGCAUUCCUGUUAUUUCAAUUUGUUAGUCUAGUUAAUCUGUGCAUCCAUCCACAGAUCUAUCCCCAUGCACACUCAUCAUCUAAUCUAUCCAUCCGUCCCUUUCCACGCCCAUCUAAUCUAAUGCAUCCAGCCCAUCUAUCCAUCCAUCCCUAUCUAAUAUUCCCAUACAUGCUCAUCCAUCCAUCUAUAAUCUAUCAUGCAUGGGGACAAUCUAAUUUGUUCAUCAGUGUGAUAUCUCAAAUUGGGGGUAAGAGUUUAUAAUGAUUCCCCAUCCUGUAUCCUCUUUUCCCCUCUCCCAGCGUCCCUUCACUCAACCUUCUGCAAUCCCUUCUCCUAGCCCCUAUGGCUGUUCUGCAAACCUUUCUAGAACUUUCAGUUCUUUAUGACCUCAGCACCCUGAUACAUGGAUUCUGAACCACUCCUAGCCUGCAGUGAGGUCACGCCAACACUACAAACAGCGUGCAGCCUGCCUCCUGGAGCUAAGUACCCCCUCCAGGCAUUAUGGUCAGCAUCAGAGUUACCAAGCAACUGGUCCUUACACCUAGCAUGGGAUGGAGAGAUAUGAGCUGGAAGGACUCCUUUGUCACUAUUACUUUCCCCAGCAAAGUAAUCUUCACCAGUGCCUCCCUCCUGCUGCUGCUGGUUCACAUGGGUAUCUUCGGAGGAGACCUCUACCACUUCACUGUGACCCAGAAGUUCAAUCUCAUGAGCUUUCAUGGCACCACAGUACUACUGGUAUCCCAUGUGAUGAGCUUUUACUGGGCCUUGCUUGCAACAUUUUACACGUUGGAGGCCAAUGACAAGGUUCUCAGGGGGUUUGCCCUGACCUCAUUGGACAAUGUCUCCCCUCCUCUGAGGCGCAGGUCUGAGAGGAUUGCAGGGUCUCCUACCAGGCGUGGCCCCCAGAGGAAACCUCUUUUGGAGAAGAAGAUGGUGGGGAGCCCACUUCCAGCUCCAGUGGUGAAGCGAUUGAUCAUGGUGAAAAAGAUCAUGCCCCGAAAACAGCAGCCUGCUGUUGCUUUAACUGAAGUAGAACAAACCCCAUGCAUGACUGGUACUGCUUUGACUCCACGGCGCAGCCCCAGGAUCUCCCAGAAGGCAGGAAAGGAGAACUUCCCCGUGGAAAGCAGCGAGGCCAAAGGAUGUGGAAGCACUGAUGCUAACCCAGUCUUAGCAUCAUCUCUCCCUGCCAAUGCCUCAGGCCUGGUGGAGAAGGCUGCCCUGUCUACAGUUAGCAUCAACAUAUGUGACUCUCCUCCCCAGGAUGAGAGGGAUGUGCUGAUGUCUAAGAAAGUGCGCCGAUCCUACAGCCGUCUGGAUGCCUCACCCAGCUUGGACAUGUCAACACCCACAUUCGCCCAUGGCCUGCAGAAGAAGUGCUCACUCUUUGGCUUUGAGAAGUUCCUAGUGCCUGAUGCACUGGCAGAUGUGUCUCCAGUGGGUAAGGUUUCCCCUGCCCAAGAGACUCCAGUGGAGCCCAGUGCCUUGGGCUCCACUAAGGAAUGGGACACAAACAUUCCUGGCAUCUCCUUUCCCAAAGAGAAACGGAAGAAAAGGAGGAUCCCCCAGAUAGAUAAAUCUGAACUGGAUGAGUGGGCUGCUCAGAUGAAUGCACAGUUUGAAGAAGCAGAGCAGUUUGAUCUUCUUGUGGAAUGAAACCUCUCCCCAGUAACUUGCAUUAUUCUUUUGUACAUAGAGCUGACGUGUUGUUUUUUCACUCUAAUAAACUGGUUCUGUAUGUC